Molecule: messenger RNA, 900 nt
Organism: Cornus florida
Lineage: Eukaryota; Viridiplantae; Streptophyta; Magnoliopsida; Cornales; Cornaceae
Exons: 3
Coding region: 1-900 (299 amino acids)
Source: RefSeq, a predicted model, not a curated record
AUGAAUUUGUUACCUAGUGAUGAAAUUAAUUUCAUUGAUGGAGAGGAUGAGGAUGACGUUAUGGAAGUUAACAAUCGGGGAAAAAGGGUGGCUAGUGCAGGGAGGAUGUUAGAGAAAGAACACCCACAUUUGUAUUGGACACCAUGUGCUGCUCAUUGCUUAGACUUGAUGUUGGAAGACAUUGGUAAAAUACCGUCCAUCUCUAGAACAAUGCAGAGGGCAGUGGAGUUGAAUAGUUAUAUUUAUAUGCGUCCAAAGUUGUUGAACAUUAUGAGGAACUUUACUCAUAAAAAGGAGUUGCUUAGGGUCGCUAAGACUCGAUUUGCUACAUGUUUCAUCACAUUAUCAAGUAUUCAUAAGCAAAAGAAUAACUUGAGAAAGAUGUUUACUUCAGAAGAAUGGAAUCGUAGUAAAUGGGCGAAAGAGGAAGCCGGUAAAAGAGUUGCUUCUUAUGUUUUGAUGCCUUCCUUUUGGAACAACAUUAUUUUUAGCCUUAAGGUUUCCGGUCCUCUUAUUCCAGUUUUGAGAUUAGUUGAUAGCGAGAAAAAGCCUCCCAUGGGAUACAUUUAUGCGGCUAUGGAUAGGGCUAAAGAAGCCAUUGCAAAAUCAUUUGGGGAAGUAGAAGACAAAUACAAGGAUAUUUUUGAAAUAAUUGAUAAGAGGUGUGAUGUUGCUAAUUUUGCUGGUAUUGGAGAGGCUAGCAGGCCGCAACGGUCUACUAGAUCAAAAUCUAGUUCUAGUUCACGGUUACCAACAAAGGGAGCAGGAAGUUCUUCAGUUCGACUUGUGGAUGAGGAUGAGGAUGAUUCAGAUGAGAUAGAAGAGGAUCCUAAGAAUUAUGAAUCAUUUAGUGACGAUCAAAAUGAUGUUAUGCUUAUUGAUGACGAGGGUGAUAUUUAG